AUCGAGACAAACGAGUAUUUUUUUUUACCGUUAUUUUCAAUCUUAAAAUUAAUACUCAUAUCCUCACCCUCACUGGCUCACUUUUCUUGCUGCAAAAGUGACCUUUCCAUUUCUCUUCCCAUCACUCUUCAUAAACCCAUUUUCUCUCUUUCUUUGCUAAUCUUACAAGUUACAACACACCCACAUACUACACCAUGUCAUCCAUAUCCAAAUCCAAAUCCAAAUCUAAAUCCAAACCCCCUGUUUUCCCCAUUAUCGAACCUCACCAUUUCAGCGAUUAUGGCUUCGAUCCCCAGAUCGAUUAUUUCCAGGUUCUAGAAGAAGCGAGAAAGCAUAAAAAGGAAACGACAACAAGAUCCAUUGAUACUCUCCAUUUCAAGCUUCAAAAACCCAUUUCAAAAGACGACGCUAAAAAGAAGCGACGACAAUGGUGGUGGAAAAACGCCGUUCUCUUCUUCAAAACCAAAUGGGCAGCCCAACAUACCCGAGCAAGCUCGAUAGAGUACCACCACCAACCAUAUCGUGGAUCCAUAUCCGGCCCAAUUUACUUCACGGAUAGCUUAAGUGGGUCCGCUUCUCCAUGUAGGACCACCAGUAGACCUACAUCGGGCCCACUAGCAGGAACGUUAACGCCGACGAGAAAGGGUGAUUUGGAGAUUCCGUAUAUGAGUCUUAAAGAUCUUAACAUGGACGCUCCGCACGUGAUGUCACCGGCACCCAUGCCUAUUUAUUUAGUUACUUGAUUGGAAUUACGAUUUUACCCUUUUAGUGGAGAGAGAAUUAGAUCCAUAUCUUUUUUUAUGGGUGGGUGGUGGAUCCGUUUAACUUUUUAUAACUUUUUUUUUUUUAAAAAAAUUAACUUUAUAAAACUUUGCACAAAGAUGCUCCUAAUCUAAUCUUUGUGUAAAGGUUUAUUUAUAAAGUGUAAUGCAUGCAAAUUUUUUAGUUUGUCGUAAAUUUCGUGAGACAGAGAGUAACAGCGGGAACCACUCAGUUAACCUUUUUCUUUGACCGAGGUGUGUUUUUCCCAAGAUGUUGACUUGAAUGGAUCGUAAGGCUUUUUGUACUGAAGAUUUUUAUUUUUAUUUUUGGUUAUGAUUGUCAAUUUUAUAUGAUGUUUUAUCAAUUAAAUUAAGGUGAACAUUUUGAUUUCUAG
Messenger RNA from Amaranthus tricolor (Joseph's coat), 1156 nucleotides. RefSeq lists its product as uncharacterized. The transcript has 2 exons. The record is from RefSeq and is a predicted model, not a curated record. Lineage: Eukaryota; Viridiplantae; Streptophyta; Magnoliopsida; Caryophyllales; Amaranthaceae. Bases 195 to 743 code for a protein of 182 amino acids.